This is a messenger RNA of Trichosurus vulpecula (common brushtail), 948 nucleotides long. It is a transcript of the gene C8H15orf62, whose product is annotated as chromosome 8 C15orf62 homolog. The record is from RefSeq and is a predicted model, not a curated record. Lineage: Eukaryota; Metazoa; Chordata; Mammalia; Diprotodontia; Phalangeridae. The transcript has a single exon. The coding region runs from base 16 to 540 and encodes 174 amino acids.
GCUUUCCUUAGUCCUAUGGAGACAUGGCGGAAAGGAUCCUUCCGCAACAAUUCUUUCUUCAAACGUCUGAGUCUCGGGAGACCACGGCGACUCCGACGGCAAGGCAGUGUGCUCAGCCAAGCCAGUACUGCGGGGGGAGACCAUGAGGAAUACAGUAACCGGGAGGUCAUCCGGGAGCUUCGGGGAAGGCCGGAUGGCCGCCGCCUGCCUUUGUGGGGGGACGAGCAGCCCAGAUCCACACUGCUGGCCCCACCCAAACCCCCACGCCUGUACCGGGAAAGUUCCAGUUGUCCCAACAUUCUAGAGCCCUCACCUACCUAUGCUGCUGCCUACUCAGCCACCCUUCCCUCAGCCAUCUCCCUGGCUGGACCACUACACGAGUACUCUGAGGAGGACUCCCUAGAGGCCACGCCCUUACAGGAGGCACCUGCCGACCUCCCUGACCCCUUCUUCUCCUUCAAAGUGGACCUAGGGAUUUCGCUUCUUGAGGAAGUUCUACAGAUGCUGAGAGAGCAGUUCCCUAGGGACCCGUGGGCCUGAACAGGACGAGAGGGACAGGGAUGGGGGACGGAAGAGACGAGACUGAGGGGAGACGGCUGAAUUGUUGACCAAUAAAGGCCACAUCUGUGCUUUAUCCCUGCUUGGUGGAGCAGGUGAAAAGGGCAGGGGAGGGAGAAGAACCAGCCUGAGCCUCAUCACAGACUGGAGGAACUGGUCGUCCUCCUCCUGCAGGGUGCAGUGAGGAAUGACUUCCUGCACAGGAGGACACAGGGAAAGCUGAUGCAGGGUGGGACAGAGAAGCAAUUCCCUCUGACCACAAGACCAGACAAAGCAGGCAGCCGGCAGUGCAGAAGACGGCAAAGGGAGCAACCAGGAGACAUGGGAGGAGCAUGGCGGGGGAAGAAUGCAGAGAGAGCUUCUUAGGGGCUCGGGGGCCCAAGACCGGCC